GAGGAGGAGGAGGAGGGGAAGAAGGAGGGAGUAGCUGGAGGCAGCGGCAGUGACCCGGACUAGGGUGAUGGUGCAGGUGCCCGGGGCCGGCGCGGAGCUGCCCGGCUGAGGGGCGCCUGGUCCCGGGUCCGCAACGCCGCCGCGUCUCUCCCAGGGGCGGGCGAGCGAGCGGGAAGAUGCUGAGCAGGUUGAUGAGCGGCAGCAGCAGGAGCCUGGAGCGCGAGUACAGCUGCACCGUGCGGCUGCUGGACGACAGCGAGUACACCUGCACCAUCCAGAGAGAUGCCAAAGGCCAGUACCUGUUUGACCUCCUUUGCCACCACCUGAACCUGCUUGAGAAAGACUACUUUGGGAUCCGCUUUGUGGACCCAGAUAAGCAGCGGCAUUGGUUGGAGUUUACAAAGUCUGUGGUGAAGCAAUUGAGAUCCCAGCCUCCAUUCACCAUGUGUUUUCGGGUGAAGUUUUACCCUGCGGACCCUGCUGCACUGAAAGAAGAAAUCACCAGGUAUUUAGUCUUCCUGCAGAUCAAAAGGGAUCUCUACCACGGCCGUCUCCUUUGUAAAACAUCAGAUGCCGCCUUGUUAGCAGCUUAUAUCCUUCAAGCGGAGAUUGGGGAUUAUGAUCCAGGGAAGCAUCCUGAAGGUUACAGUUCCAAGUUCCAGUUUUUCCCAAAACAUUCAGAGAAGCUGGAGAAGAAAAUCGCAGAGAUUCACAAGACAGAACUCAGUGGACAAUCACCAGCAAUAUCAGAGCUGAACUUUUUAAGGAAAGCACAGACAUUGGAGACCUACGGAGUAGACCCUCACCCUUGUAAGGAUGUGUCGGGAAAUGCUGCCUUCCUGGCCUUCACUCCCUUCGGUUUUGUUGUUCUGCAAGGAAACAAGAGGGUCCACUUCAUUAAAUGGAAUGAGGUGACCAAGCUGAAGUUUGAAGGGAAGACUUUCCAUCUAUAUGUAAGUCAGAAAGAGGAAAAGAAAAUUAUUCUCACAUAUUUUGCUCCAACUCCAGAAGCCUGCAAGCACCUCUGGAAAUGUGGGAUAGAAAACCAGGCCUUCUACAAGCUGGAGAAAUCAAGUCAAGUUCGCACAGUGUCCAGCAGCAACUUAUUCUUUAAAGGGAGCCGAUUCCGAUACAGUGGCCGAGUCGCAAAGGAAGUGAUGGAGUCAAGUGCCAAGAUCAAACGGGAGCCUCCAGAAAUACACAGAUCAGGGAUGGUUCCCAGUCGCAGCUGCCCGUCCAUAACCCAUGGUCCCCGGCUGAGCAGCGUUCCCAGGACCAGGAGAAGAGCAGUUCACAUCUCCAUCAUGGAAGGCCUAGAGUCCCUACGGGACAGUGCCCAUUCCACCCCCGUCCGCUCCUCCUCCCACGGGGACACCUUCCUGCCUCACGUGAGAAGCAGCCGGGCAGACAGCAACGAGAGAGUCGCUGUGAUUGCGGACGAGGCCUACAGCCCUGCAGACAGCGUGCUGCCCACGCCCGUGGCUGAGCACAGCCUGGAGCUGAUGCUGCUCUCCCGGCAGAUCAAUGGGGCCACGUGCAGCAUCGAGGAGGAGAAGGAGUCAGAGGCCAGCACUCCCACUGCUUCGGAGAUGGAGGCCCUAGGAGGAGAGCUGAGGGCCCUGUGUCAGGGGCACGGCAGGCCAGAGGAGGAACAGAGUGGGCAACUGAAGGGACCACCACUACCGCAGCAGCAGCAGAAGGGGUGGGAACCUCAAGACUCAGUGCUCUAGAGACGUUAGACGGAGUCGGUGGUGUCAGAGUCCAACCUCUCGAUGUUAGCCAGAGCUACGAUGCCUAACAGACUGUUGAGAUUCAGAUUCAGAGAGCAGCACUUAUUUUAUACACUUUCUCCUCAAAAAGAGAGAAUACUCAAUUUAUAUUUUAACAACAAGAUAUUAUUUUCUUAGCAAUUUUGUUUUUACUUUUAUGGAUUAAGAAACUAGAGCCUGAUGAACUAAACGAAUUCAGAAAUAAAAUGUUCCUGAGUGAAAACUUCAGAAAAUAGAAUUGCAAGAUCAACAAACAGCCUUGGAAGGGACCCGGAAAAGAAUCUCUUAGAAUUUUUAACUAAUACCUGCAAAAAGAAAAUGAACGUGGCAGAGACCAGCACUUAGAUGUAGAACUACUGCCCCCUAGUGUUCCUCUGCACCCAGAGAAACUGUAGCAAAGCCCCAGCGACUCUUGCUUAAGGAAGCAAGGUGAGGGAGCAUGCAAUGGGUGAGUAUGGGACCCGAAGUCUGCAACUCUUACAAGUAAUCAUACACACAAGACCUUGUUUGCAUCUCAGGGAGAGAUUCCUAGGGCCUAGGUCCUUGUUUAAGAACGAUGUUGAACAAAUUCCUUGGGCCUACACAACAGUAGAGUAGAUUCUGACCCCCUUACGAUACUGGACAGAACAGAAUAGGUAAUUUAGAGACCAGCUUGUCGCCUGAGAUGGCAGGACCAAAACCAUCUUUAGACUAUAGCAGCUGUGGAAAAAAAGAGUUCCUUUGGGGGAAGUGGAUGAAAGUGUUCCAUACUUGUAAAUGCUGUUUCAUCUAGACCAGGGGUUGGCAAACUUCUGUAAGGUGCCAGGUCAUAAACAUUUUAAAUUUUGCUUUUGUUGGCCAUACUGUGGCAACUACUCAGCUCUGCUAUCAUAGCACAAAAACGACCAUAGGCAAUACAUAAAUUGAAGCAUGGCUAUAUUCCAACUUAACUUUAUAUAGAUGAUGAGCAUAAUUUGGCCCUCAUGUCAACCUGCUCUAGUAAAUGAAACUGUUCCAUACCAGUUUGAUAGCAGAAAGAGGGUCAGCUCCAGUCCAAUUCAUGACAUUCAGUGGAAGCACAGAAGUUGCUUAUUUAAAGGGUGUUCAACCAGCAAAGAGAUGUCUGAGGCCAAGAUGAGCAAGUCAAGUACUGGAAUACGAAAAUGUGGGAAGGCUAAGAAUGAAAGAGGGCCUAUCUGACCAUGUCCAUGACAGCAACGAUUUGAACAGAAUUGCAAACAACUAUUUACCAAGUGAUAAGACAAACUAAGGGCAAUCCCAGAAAGAUCAAGGAUCACUUUGAAUCAAUUAGUCACUGCCAUUGUCAUCAACAAAGGAAGGACUUUCAUUUAGCAGAAGACUGAAGUGAAAAAUAUACUCCAAGAUGAACAGGCUGUCUGGAAAUGGAGCUGGCUUUAACCUGAAUAUCGACUGUCUUAUGCAACAUAGCAGAUUACCUUUUAGUGUAGUGUUCCUACCUCAGUCUGUAGAAUACGGUGUCUCUAUGCAGUGAGUAAUUGUCUCAACUCUGACCUUUCAUAUUCACAUUAAAGAAAGUUGCAGUGUUCCAUUUCCUGGCGUGUCAUUUGUGUCUAGAGUUCUAACAGUACAAAGUCCAUCCCACUUCCAACAGCUGGAUUUUGCUCUCUGAAUAGAAACUGGGGUUUGGUUUUUUUCCCAGGGCUUAUUCCAAAAAAUACAAACAGAAGUUUCCUUCUAUUUGCUUUCAAGUAGUGCUUUAUUAGCAAACCUUCUUUGUUGUUGACUAGUCUUCUUUGGUACCCACCCCACCCCAUCACUAAGAGUUGUUAAAAAGUUUUUACCCUGAUUUUACUGUGUUCCACUACUGUCUCACAUUUUCUCUCAAAGUUAGUUUGAUCUCAUUGUAGGAAAAACAAUGGUUUCCAUAGCUUCAUCUAUCAUAUGAAAUAACUCUUACUAAUAAUGAAUAGUAUACUGCAUCUUUAAGCAGUAGAGGGUAAAACUACCUGCAAAUGUGAAUUUUCUUAGUUUGGUUUAAAAAUAUAUAGUUGUUACCCUUCCGUGUGCCAAAAGUUCUGCGUUACAUUUUUCCUUCAAAACAAUGUACUUUUUUCUACAUAUGCAGUAUGUAGUUAGCAUAAAAUCAUUGGUGCCAUGAAAAUUAUUUUUAAACAAAUAAAUAUUUAA
This is a messenger RNA of Sorex fumeus (smoky shrew), 3917 nucleotides long. RefSeq names its product FERM domain containing 5 (gene FRMD5). The record is from RefSeq and is a predicted model, not a curated record. Gene Ontology annotation, cellular component: cytoskeleton. The coding region runs from base 177 to 1730 and encodes 517 amino acids. Gene Ontology annotation, molecular function: cytoskeletal protein binding. The transcript is spliced from 16 exons. NCBI's taxonomy places the organism in Eukaryota, Metazoa, Chordata, Mammalia, Eulipotyphla, Soricidae.